AUGGAUGAUAAAAAUCCUAAUUUUGAGCUGAUUGAUGAAUUGGGACGUACUGAAAUUCCCAUAGAAAAUCAAAAUGAUGAUGAAUACAAUUUAGAUGAUGAUGAUAAUUGGAUACCGGAUCCUGUGGAUGCUGGACCUGAAUACAAAUCAUCAAUAUAUCGAUUAGCUGAUAUGACGAAUUUACUUAUUAGUUUAUUCGAUAAUACAGAAUUACUCACCGAAGAAAUUCAAAGACAAAUGGCAGAAUGUCUAUUAUUAAAAACUGAUUUUAAUACUACAAAGGAGCUAGCUAAACUCGAAUUGUUUAAACUUCGAUUUGGCGAAUCUAAAAUGUCAACUGUUGAAGUAAUGGUUAAAGAUAUUUCAGAUUCAAAAAGAAUAAAUGGAAAUAUUUAUAAUAAUAAUGAAAGAUUAAUUCGUAAAAAUGCAGCCGAGUCAUCAGAUCUUGAAAUAAUUUUAAAUAAUGAAAAUGAAAUUUUAUAUACUUCCAUUCUUUCAAGAUUAUUUUGGCCAACUAUUAAUAAUGAAGAAUUUGAAGUUCCGCCUCCAAUAUCUGAUGAAAUGAAAACUUAUAAUAAUGCCUUUCAAAGUUUAAAACCAAGAAGAAAACUUAAUUGGUUACCUUCACUCGGCAAAGUUCAAUUGGAAUUGGAAUUUCAAGGGAAAACACUUGAAAUGGAAGUAGAACCGGUUCAUGCAACAAUUAUAUACCAUUUUCAAGAAAAAGAUACAUGGAAAUUGGAUGAUUUGGCAAAACAGAUGAAAUAUGAUCCACAAAAACUUAAAUAUAAAAUGGAAUUUUGGACAGAUCGUGGUAUAUUAGGAAAGAAAUCUAAAGACGAAUGGGUUCUUUUAGAGAUGGAAACAAAGGCAUCAUCAACAAAUAUCUAG
Entrophospora sp. SA101 is the source of this 891-nucleotide messenger RNA. NCBI's taxonomy places the organism in Eukaryota, Fungi, Glomeromycota, Glomeromycetes, Entrophosporales, Entrophosporaceae. The record is from the annotation of a GenBank genome assembly.